AUGGCGAAGCGUGUGGCAGAGGCCAAUGAAGUACCUCUUUCUGUGCAGGAAGGUAAACGCCUACGGCGUUCAUCCCCUGUAGGUAUCACACCAGCCAAUGCGAUCCCACCACAAUGGGAUGUAGAUGAGAUUGUUGCUGCGCGCAAAGCAGAGAUUCUUGCACUGCAUCGCGCCAUGAAACAGGCUCGCUCGGCGACGAACACACGUGCAUGGCAACUACUACCUCGCCAUUUGCGCCGUCGUGCAGCAUCACACAAUGUCCUACGACUACCUCGCCGUUUGCGGGCCAAAGCACGUGCAGAACUGCGUGCCUCAAACACAGAUGCCAAGACACGCAGUGCUAUGCGCAAGCGGGAUCCUGAGCGUACACUACGUGGCUACAUACGACGUCGAGCAGCACUUCAAGCACGAGCAGCACGGCCCGGCCGCCGCUGGCUUGAGACACACUUGUGGCAUGCCAAGCGAUUUCGCAUGACGGGCGAUAAAGGCAAAGGUAUCUCGGAUGGCGGCGAAGGACGUUGGGGGUUCUGCUUGGCUGAGACUCCGCAUCAAAAAAGUGAGCGUACUUUGUGGCGCAAAACUUCCUAUGCCCUAGUCCAUGAUCACAGUUACACCUCGAUCGUGCGUAUAACUGCGACAGCCCAUCGUGUAAGUGACGCGACCAGUCGACUUCAGCUCUUCCUUUAUUUGGCUGGCAUCGAGAAGGGAUGGCAACCAGACUGGACGACUGGGGCUCAACGUUGUGACACUGUCCUACUAGAUCGCCCACGCCGUGGUGAGAAGAAAACACGGACUCGGGCCACCACGCCAUUCCUCGCAGCCAUAGCGCCAGUCCAAGUCUGGUGGACACCCCACGACCAACGUCAUCCACGGCGGGACGUUCAUGUAUUUGUACACCCGGCUGCGGUUGUUGAUGUGAAGCAGGCGUUGGCCCAUGCCCUCGACGCACUCCCACUGGCUUCGGCGCAUACAUGGCCCAUCGCUCAGCGUUGGACAAAGCACGUGAACAUUCAGGCCCAGGUAUUGGAAAGCGCCCCCCCUCCCUCUUUAGCCGCUGGCAUGCUGCAUAGCGAUCAGCAUACACGUGCACCACGGACGCUACUAGAAAUGCAAGACGUGCCUCGCCAUGCUGGAUGGAACGUCUUCGAGGUCCUAGGUGAUCGUGCUGCCCACAUUCUCGGUGGUGUGCUUCAUGUCGCACCGCAGGCACAGGCUCAUCAGGCUGAGAUGCUACGGCGUGUACUCUAUCAGGAUGCGGCACAUGCACUGCCGUCAGCAUGGCUCCCACCAGGCACGGCAUUGAGCUGCGAUAUCAUUGAUCCACGUCUGACAUACCCACCAAAAAACACGACUUGCGGUACGAGUGUACCAAUGGAGGCACCAUGGGUUCGCGAUGCACGACCUGUAUAUGCCGAUGCACGAUUCUGCUCGUAUACCUCUUUACCCCGCUGCACUCAAGCAGCCAUUGACCAGCGUCGUGCGCAGCAUCGAACAGAGCCUGCUUCUUAUGAUACAUGUCCAAUUCUUCUCUUCCAGCGGACUUGGUCUGCCGCCCCUGGCUCAGCGCCUUUGCAUGGUUAUACCCUACUAGUGCCACGCGGCUGGGGCGCGGCUGUGUGGCGCUCGCUCGUCCAUACUGGCGCACAUGUGGUGGGGCAAGCGCAAUGGCGCGCUCUUCAUCUGCAUUUGGGUCAUCCUCUUUUUCCCGAUGACUGGAUCGGGCAUGCCGCGAGUCUGGCUGCACAAGAUCAGGCAGCGACACGGCUUCAUGCACACUGGGCAGCGCGCCCGCCGGCGAAACGCGUACCAUUGGUCCUCGAUGUAUGUGCACAUCCCUUUGGCGGUGCAGCUCUUUGGCAGGCAUUGGCGCAGGGGGCUGGGUUCGUCGGCCGUCCUGUGUUGGUCCCGUGUGUGGACGAAGCAGCAACGCAACGCAUGGACCAAGCGCGAUGCACUUCGCCUAUUCAACGGCCAUCCACAGUGACAACAUCGAAAGCAUGCACGCUAUGGACACGAGAAGCGUAUGAACACGGCUUAGCACGUAGAUCGGCGGCUAUUCAUGCCCCUCUUCCCCGCUGCUAUGCCCCUUUUGUGCUGGUCCUUCUGACAGCCUGCCGACGUGGUGCAUGGGAUGCAUAUGCAACCAUGCAUAUGCUGCCUCUCGAUGCCGAGGCAGCUUGGCGUCAAGCUUUAGACCCGCCUCGCGCGCAAAAGCAGGAAGCACGAGUGCAGCUGCAAACACUGGAGUCCUCGACUCAUGUCACAGCCUCGUCAGCUGUGGGCGCGGUGACGCGUGGUGACUACGCCCUCUCAACUGGGCAUGGCCGUGCCAUUGCUGUCAUGACAUGGACGGCGUGGCUCGAGCUGGAACGGCGUGAAAGACAGAAAGCGCCCCCCUCUUCUACGUGGGGUCGCCACAAGCGCAAUCGUGUUCCACUAGAACGACUUGUGCUCGUUCGUAAUGCCAUGGGUGGGCCAGUCCGGGCAGCUAGUGUCUCACGGUUACCUACGUACUAA
Malassezia pachydermatis is the source of this 2517-nucleotide messenger RNA. Its product is annotated as pop1-domain-containing protein. The transcript has a single exon. Gene Ontology annotation, cellular component: nucleolar ribonuclease P complex; ribonuclease MRP complex. Lineage: Eukaryota; Fungi; Basidiomycota; Malasseziomycetes; Malasseziales; Malasseziaceae. The record is from RefSeq and is a predicted model, not a curated record. Gene Ontology annotation, biological process: tRNA 5'-leader removal. Bases 1 to 2517 code for a protein of 838 amino acids.